This is a messenger RNA of Protopterus annectens (West African lungfish), 22422 nucleotides long. RefSeq names its product zinc finger MIZ-type containing 2 (gene ZMIZ2). Lineage: Eukaryota; Metazoa; Chordata; Ceratodontiformes; Protopteridae. The transcript has 19 exons. Gene Ontology annotation, molecular function: zinc ion binding; SUMO ligase activity. The record is from RefSeq and is a predicted model, not a curated record. Gene Ontology annotation, biological process: regulation of transcription by RNA polymerase II; protein sumoylation. The coding region runs from base 16 to 2916 and encodes 966 amino acids.
CAAUACAAGAACACAAUGUGCAGUACAACAGCCAAAGUGGCACCCAGUUUGCAGGGAAGAACUGAUGAAAUUCUUGCAAUAGUGUCAUCAGGAGAACCAAAGAGCCAGGAAUACAAGGAAUACAACCAGCCAAUGAAUUCCAUGAAUCCGAUGAAAUCAUCUCUCUCAACACCCCAUGGUGACGGCUCAUUUGCGUAUGAUCCAGUUCCUUGGCAUCAAAACACCAAUCAGCAGCCUGCAGGAUCUCUCUCCGUGGUAACAACUGUGUGGGGAGUCACCAACACCUCACAAAGCCAGGUAUUGGGAAACCCGAUGGGUCCUGGCAGCAACUCCAGUGGAAAUUCCAUGAUGCAGAGUAUGUCUGGAACUGGCCCCGGAAUCAGCUCCCCUCAGUUUAUUGGGCAGCCACCAUUUUCUGACACGGGCCCUAGUAAGAGUUACAUGCAGCAGGGGAUGUACGCACGGGGAAGCUAUCCCGGGGCCCCUGGAUUUGCUGGGAGUUAUCCAAGUGGUCCAAAUGGGCAUGGAGGAAUGGGAAUCCCCUCGCAUACCGGACGAGCCCCUACCGAUUUCACACAGGCUGCAGCCGCGGCUGCAGUUGCUGCAGCUGCUGCUACAGCUACAGCAACUGCCACUGCAACAGUGGCAGCCUUACAGGAGAAGCAGAACCAGGAGCUCAACCAGUUUGGAGGGAUGGGUGCCUCACAGCCAUACAACAGUCAGUUCAUGUCCCACUCUGGACCACGUGGACCACCUACGAUGUCAGGAGGAGUGACUUCUGCAGGCAUAGGUGGAGUGAUGGGACCCUCAGGGAUGUCUCCAAUGGGAAUGAACUCCUCCCGACCUCCAGGAAUAAACACCAUUUAUGGAACACAACGAAUGCCACAGCAUGGUUAUCCAGGCCCACCACAAGCCCAACAGAUUCCACGACAUGGCAUAAAGAGGCCUUAUGGAAGUGAAGGUUAUCCUGCAAGCCAGCAGUAUGGUCCUGGAGCUCAGUAUGCUACGCAGCCUGGUCAGUAUCCGGCCACAACCCAGCAUUCCGCACCAUCCCCAUCCUACCCAGCACACAGACUGCCUGUACAGCAGGGCAUGAACCAGUAUCUUCCUCCUUCGGGAUCCACAGCCUCUUAUUACAAGGCCACCGACCAGUUUAAUGGACAGAAUACUUCUUUCACCAGAGGGAGUUUUGAUGCCUAUGCACAGCACAACAUGAAUGGGCCUGGAAGGUCAAUGCCUGGUUACCCUAGUUCUCCCCUACCAGGUAACCCUACACCUCCUAUGACGCCAGGAAGUACGAUUCCACCCUACAUGUCUCCAGGUCAAGACGUGAAGUCUCCUUUCUUGCCAGAUAUCAAACCUAAUGUGUCUUCUCUUCAGCCUUCCCCAUCAGGCAACCCAAGUGAUGAACUGCGACUGACAUUUCCUGUACGAGAUGGUGUAGUUUUGGAGCCGUUCCGCCUGCAGCACAAUCUGGCUGUCAGCAACCAUGUCUUUCAGUUAAGGGACUCCGUGUACAAGACUCUGAUGUUAAGACCGGACUUGGAACUUCAGUUCAAGUGUUACCAUCAUGAAGACAGGCAGAUGAAUACCAACUGGCCAGCAUCAGUUCAAGUCAGUGUCAACGCAACACCUUUGACCAUCGAACGAGGUGAUAACAAAACGUCCCACAAGCCCCUCUACCUGAAACAUGUGUGCCAGCCUGGGAGAAAUACCAUCCAGAUAACGGUCACUGCUUGCUGUUGUUCACACCUGUUUGUUCUGCAGUUGGUCCACAGACCGUCUGUUCGUUCAGUACUUCAAGGAUUAAUUAAAAAGCGAUUAUUACCUGCUGAGCACUGUAUCACAAAAAUCAAACGUAACUUCAGUAGUGGAACAAUACCAGGGACUCCUGGAAUGAACGGUGAAGAUGGUGUGGAACAGACUGCUAUAAGAGUGUCACUGAAAUGUCCUAUCACAUUCCGAAGAAUCCAGCUCCCUGCCAGAGGUCACGACUGCAGGCACAUACAGUGUUUUGAUCUAGAGUCAUACCUUCAACUGAACUGUGAAAGAGGAACUUGGAGGUGUCCUGUGUGCAAUAAAACAGCUUUGCUAGAGGGGUUAGAAGUGGAUCAGUAUAUGCUGGGAAUCCUGAUCUACAUCCACAAUUCUGAGCAUGAAGAGAUUACCAUAGAACCAACCUGCAGCUGGAAGCCAGUUCCUGUAAAACCUGACAUCCACAUCAAAGAAGAGCCAGAUGGACCAGUAUUGAAGAGAUGUCGAACCAUGAGUCCAAUUCACAUGGUCAUGCCGAACGUCAUGGAGAUGAUAGCUGCACUGGGACCAGCAUCGGUUUCUUACUCAGCAUUGUCCACACCAGGUGGAGGCAACAGCACUGAUUAUACAAACCAAAAUUCCAGUUAUCCUGGACAAGGAAGCUUCCCUGAUGGCUUACCUGCUAACACUGCCAGUACUCCAACACUACCAGAGUUCGCAGCAGGGCCUCCCCCAAUUUCCUAUCAGCCAGACAUUCCUAGUGGCCCCUUAACUCCAGACAAACCCUUAGCACCUUCCAUGCAAGGCCAGAUGCCACAGCCUGGAAGGCUUGACCCAAGUCAUGGUGCAAUGCAGCAGGGCCUUCAUGGUGCUUCUCUGGUUAGUCAGUCUGGUCAACCUCUACACCACCGGAAUCCACCGCAGCAGCAGAGGCAACAGAUCCAAGCAGUGGUUGUAGGAGGGCCGGGCCAUGGAGAGAUUACAUUCAACCCCUCUGCAGCCAUGACAGCACAUACUGGAGUGCAGGUUCCAGGGGAAGUCACAGAACAAGCCCUUGAUCUGCUUCCUGAACUGACAAACACUGAUGAAUUGCUCUCCUACCUUGGACCUUCUGACCUUCCAGGCAAUAACAGUGAGGAGCUGUUGUCUUUCUUUGACUAAUACUGAAAAAGGCUUAUGUUUUAAAGACAAUCCCACGUUACGGCAAAAUGAAGUUUUGCAUCAGACAGGCGUGACAACAAUUGAUUAACCUCUUCCCCACCACAACCUGACUUCAGUUCACUGAAGGCCUUCAUUGUGGCCUUAUUUCUACAAAGGAAAGGCUUCUGGGUGCCAUCUGUUCCAGGCAAGUCUUCAGUGAUAGCUGUCUGAAUCUUGAGUAAUGUGUGUCACAACCAGCACAAACAUGAAUCUGUCAUUAUUGACAACCUCCAUACCCACCAUCUACUGAAUUAAGUUGUUCUGUAAAGAUGACUGCAGAAUGAUCACCAAUGCUAACGGUGUGCAGCAAUUUUCAACUAUAGAUUAAAAAAAAUUCACAACAGCCUGAUGUACUCCUGGUACCAGGAAACUGUGGGAUGAUUGAUCUUAAGAGCCUCAAGCAUCUCAAACUUGUUUUUCCAUGGAGAGGCUGUGGUGGGUAAGAUAACCAAAGACUCUGGUCCAGGAUAUACUGCAUGGUUUAAGUGUGUUUUGCAAGUCCAGUUGAGAAUUCUUUUUUCAGACUUGCACACUUUCUGUGUGUGCGUAUGUAUCAAGGAAAGACAGAGACAAAGUCAUGUUCCUCAACUGCAGUGAAAAAAAAACAGACAAUGAGAGAGGAUGUAAAAUGGGAGGGGCAUUUGCACAGCUAUCCAUUUCCAAAGUGUGAAACUCAGCCUUGAGAACCAGUGUGUUUUAAUGAACUGUGGUUACUGGCCUGCUCAGACUUGAGUCUCACUGAAGCAAGUAGCUUCCCCCAGAAACAAGGAGCUUAUGCACUUUGUUGUUUUAAACUGUAUUUAGGAAUGAUGCCCGUGAUGGUGCACUUAAGAGUCCCAUACCUCUGGAAGAGGAGUUCUAGUCCAUAUGUAAAUAGGAGAAGGUAACUUUUCUGGGCUUCCAUGGUUCACAAGCCCACAAGACCCAUCCGUACCACCACCCUUUUUAUGUAUUUCUGCACAUUUCCAUUAACAGAAUGACAGCCCUAAAAUACCUGGCUGAUUGACGCACAUGUCAGAUUUAAAAGACAUUGCAAGCACAAUGAAAAUCCAGGUAUUCAACAUGGAAAAUGAAAGCAGAAGUCUUUUGGGAUAACAGAAAAGGUCUUUUUCUGAUGUACGGUAGAACAUCAUAGUACAGCUGACAGAAGUCCAAACCCAAGGUUGAGGGCAUUGUAUCUCAUCAUGAUAUUCUCACUCCUGGAUCAAACUGGGGAAAGAGGUAUAUAAGGUGUCAAAGAAUUGAAGUCAGUCACUUAGCUGAAGUAGAUGGCUGGUCCAGUGUAUUUAAAUCAUUACAUGAUCCUACAGACUGGCUGCAAGGUAGGCCAUGAUUUACAAUGGUUGGCUUACAUUAGGAGACAAAAAAAAGAAUUAAGGGAACAGGAUUCAGCUGUUAUUGUGUUUGUAUGGCUUUGUCACAUACCUCAGCUGUAAGGGAAGACCACUCAUAUUUGUAAGUAGGCCCUGUAUGUAUUGUAUUAUAGCUAAUGUUUUCCUUGAGCAUUCUGAGCAACUGUCCCAAGUGUGGUGUUUGUGUGUUAACAUUUAGUUGUGUGCACCACAGUCAUCUUGUAAGAUAAAAGUGCUUUUUUAAGCAUUAUAUUAUAUAAUUUGCACCACUGACCCAAAAUCAAUUCACUACAGAAAAAAGUAGAGCCCUUUUAUCCCAAGUAUAUCACAGCUUUGUGAAGUGGUAAGGCUGCACUUAACGUUAAUGUCUGGGGAAGGUGGGAAAGGGAAUGAAAAAGUUUUUAUUAUAAUUUGAUAAAACUGAACACAAGCUUAUAGAAACAAAUAUGCAAAAUCCAUUUUAACAAACUAAUUUAUUUUAUAUUAAAUUAGAAAGCGAAGAACUGUUUAAGAGCAGAAAGAAAGAUAUAAAGCAAUUUCAUUUUUCUAACUGUAUCUGUAGCGUUUGGUAUCAGCUGGAUACCAAAGUUCUGUCCUGUACUUGUGGAAGUUAUUGUCCUGUUUGGGUGAGGUGAGAACAGGGUUUGAAAAAAGAGUGAAGCCUUCUCGAUAUCAAGCAAUUAUCUCUCGCUGGAGGACUCUUUGAAGAGACCACCUUUCUGAGAUGAAGUGUGCCAAGAUAUGAUAAAUAUAACCACAUUCAGAAUGAACAGCCUGCAACCAUAUGUUCUGUGUUUUAAAUGUCCAACUAUUUAUAAGGACACUAUACUGCAUUAUGUUUAGAAAGACUGCUAAAGCAAUGUCAUUUUAAAAAGUGCCAGUACCAUGUUAUUUUUGAAAACAUAAAUGUCUGUUUAAUAUUAUUGUUGUUACAGUUAUUAAUAUUAAUAUUAUUAUUAUUAUUAUUAAAUGUGUGGCCAGCAGACUCGUGCUGUAUGUUGGGUUUUGCCACAGUCAAAAGACUGACAAAUAUAGUGGAUUAACAGAUGAACAGAAAACAGACUGAUUUAGACAAGUGUACAUUUGUUGUUUCACUGUUCUUUCCUGCACCAUUUCAGAUAAGUUAUUUUGUCCAACAUCUGCUUUUGAUGCACCCUGCUGUGUUAAUGAACCCAGGCAGAUUGGUUGCUUUGUUAAUAAACCCAGACAGAUGUUCUUUGAAAGUCAUACCCUGCCCACAUCAGCUGCAUUCCUCCCUAGAAAUGAAAUAAUCAAUAUGGCAAUGAAUCAUUGCAUAUCUGUUCUGCGCUAGGAAACAAAGUGGGCUAUAAGGCUUUGCAGUAGCUUAUAACAGUUUGCCAUUUUAUAAACAUAGUCACGUGUAUAAGAUAAAGUGCAGCAGGGCUUUAUUCUUCUUAUAUUUUCUAAUGUUAGAGUUUACCUGAAACCUUCUGAAUGUAAAGCUCAGAGCCUGCCCAGUUUAGUUGAGCGGGCCAAAUGAUCCAUUUUCAAACGCAGAAGCCAUUGUUACUGACAGAGUCAUUAGUUUAGCAUGUCUGUUGCACUUAUUGUCACCACAAGACCACAUAUAUGCCGUUGUUUAAGAGUGUACAAAUCCAGAAAUGUUUCAGAAAUGUUUAUGUUUCAGAGGCAGCAUUUCAGUAAUGUGAGAGAGAGCUUUUUUGUACUGGAUGCAUUUACCUAGCAACCAUUUUCAGUUCACAAGAAGGUGAUUGGUGGCAUGAAUGUAGCUGCAGUUCUAACACCUGAUACACAGCCAUUGUGGUUCACUGUGUUACACUGUGUGUGUGUGUGUGUGUGUGUGUGUGUAUCCUUUUGCACUGUAUAUUAACACCGCUUUAGAAUGCAGCAUUUAAGGUAGGUUUUAAUCUUUGCAAGCAGACCACACUGUGGUGCUUCUAAUGAACACUUCUCUACAGUGGUUCCAGCUUUCCAAAGGUAAACAAACAAAUAAACAAAAAAGACUUGGCUGUAAGUUACAGAAAAAAUAUGAAUUAUUUUGGAGAGCUCAGAUGUUUUAGAGGGAAGUAAAUAAUAAUGGUUCCCAUUUUCAUCAUAAUAUUUUGCCAAGAGUGUGGUCACACUGUGUUAGUUUCUUUCAGUGGUAUCUGCACCUUAAUAGUUCCCACCACAGAAAGUUCAUUUAUCCACUGACAAUCAUAUUCAUUUUUUAGGCAAUUUUUUUUUUGGUGGGGGAAGGCUGAAAAGACUGCUUAUUUAUGCUGUAAGUUACCUUUCUAUUCACCAUAGUAUGCCUGAAGCAAAUAACAUUUGGAGAGAAACAGAACUGACCUCACAGCCUCAUAGCUUACAAUUCAAGCAAAGUUGUACUACUAAUUAUAUGAGGUUUCCAAACUUGUCAUUGAAGGUAGUUUUAUCUGCUGACAGUUCAUUAAUGGCAAGACACUAAAGUCUGCACUGGUCAGUUACAGCACUGUUUUAUAUAUGAAUCUGUUGUCAUGUAGUCUUAUGUCCUUACCUCACAGGUUGUGUGGUCUAGGAGCUGGUAUGUAAAUCAUAGAGGUGGGGGGGCACAAUAGGUUUACCCUUCUACAAAAAUAUUUCAUUUAAACUCACUGCAAGUUUUGUCACUUGUUUUAUUAUUUGGAAAGUGGUGUCAGUGAGUAAUCCACUGCCUAGGAUGCCUUAAGCAGACCAACAUGAUAUAUCUGCUACAGUAAUGAGUUCCUUAAUUAUUACAGUGAGAUGUUUUCAUAGCACACUCUCUCCAUAUCUUGCACAAGAAUUGCUGGUAGAAUUCCUUGCAAUGAAUGGUUUCAUGAAAGAUGAAUUGCUUAAUAAUGUCUGUGUUUCUCUAGUUUGGCAGAAGCUGCAGGGUAUUACCCUGCCAAGAGAAAGUGGUGGACUACAGAUUUCACAUGAGAGAGAGAGGACAACAGCAGAAAAAUAACAGAUCUUCCCUGUAAAUGCCACCUAGAUCAUCAGGACUAACCUGGUUCACAUAAACUGAAUAAUUUAAAAUUACUAGUACAAAGGCUGUUUUACUGUCUGGAUUUACUACUUGCCAAAAGGUUAGCAUUACUUCCUUACUCAACUCAUCUUGGUGCUGCAAGAAGAACACACAGCACUGCUUUUAAAAUACCAGUUUUUCAGAAUGAGUGGUCUCAGGAAGCCAUCCUUCUGACCUGGAUUUUGUAGGUUUAAACAGUCCAUAAUGAAAGUGUGCGUCACGGGAUAAGAUGCUCAAGCAGUCAAAUUGGGCAACAGACACAACUAAUCAUGAUAGUAAUGAGGCCUAAUGUAUGUAUUUACUGCAGUCACUGCAGUUUUAGGUAGCCAUUUAAAGGUACAACGUGACCUAUGGAAAUGCAUAGUGCUGUAUAGAGCAUACAGUAGUGCAGGCAACGAGACACAACCCAGUAGACCAGCCCUUCAGCCUUUUUUUGGCAGCAUAUUAUGAACUUUGGUAGUUAAAGCAUUUUGAUACAGUAUUAAGUGAUCAAAGAAAGGAUAACAGUCAUCUACAAUGUAAAUAAACAAAAAUGCAUUUUGAUUUGUCAGCUAUGAAGGUGGAGUUGUCUUACUUGUUAGCAUGUCAGCAGUCUAUCUUGAAGAAGCCUGGGACAACAUGCAUGAGCAACAUGGAAGAAACCUGAACAUCCAAAUGACUAUUGAAAUAGUGGAGCCACAGUCCACUCUGUAAGAAGCAAUUUCUUUGAAAGGAUUGGGUGGGAGGGGACCUACAAGAGUGGCAGAAGCAUUAGUAAAUGUUCCUUGGUCACAUGUGGAAUGUAACAGUACCACAGCUGUCGUCAUACAUCUUGACUUCCAGGAAAAUAGAAAAAGAAGAAAGCAGCGUCCUGAAAAGACAUUUAAUUCUACUCUAAGAAGUGACUAUAAAGAAACAAGAGUAUAAAGUAUUAGUGCAGAUAAAUCACUUUAGCUAGCAGAUUUAGGAGACUCCCUCUGAUACCUUCCCUGUUGGAGGAAUAAAGACACCUUGGUGAAGUUUUCAGUAGUUUAUUCAGUUAAGCAGGUAGAUGGAUGAGUGUUCUAUAAAGAAGGAAAUAAACAGGAAAUUGCAUCAGUUGUAGUCCAUCCCCAAAAUGCCCAAAGGAAUUGAAGUGAGUUACAUAAAGGCAUUGUGCUCCUAUGUAUGUUUUCAAAGACCUUGUAUGGUAUCUUCCACAUGUUAUGCACUACAGUUGCAAUAAACUUUCCUAAACACUUGGAACUCUUGGCAAGCUGAGAUUCUUAGGUCACACCAGAGUUAGUAGCUGGCAAGGGUGGGUAGAUUGUAAGAAGAAAAAUGUCUGGGGAAAGGUUUAAUUCUGACCUCCUGCUUCUCAUAAUAAAUAUUCUGCCACGUUGCACUUGUAUCAGACUGGGAAUGCUACCAGUCAGUUCACUAGCGACAUAAACCACUGCAAUUUUACUUCACAGUUUGACUCUGUGAAAGCCCCUUUGUGAGUCUGCUCUUACAUCCUACAAAACUGAACAGACUGUGUCCUGCAUGACAGUGACAUGCCCAGAGUAGAUUGACAGUUAAACAACUGCAGCUUUUGCUUUUUGAAUACCUCUCAGCCUGCAGACAUUGAAAAUAGGAACAAAGGUCCUUCAAAAGUAGAAAAGUCAAACUAAAAAUCUGGAAUCUAAUUAGCAUAAAAUAUGAAUACCAAGUAGCAUAUACCUUUUCCUGUUUCAAGUAGGAAUGUGGUUACUAAGGAGCAAAUUUUAAAUGCAGAAAGUGACAAAAAUAAAGGAAAAACAUAACCACCAAUGUAGUAAUUUCUUGAAAUGACUGGUGUCAGUUGUAUUUUGUCCAUGUAAUGUGGUUUUCUGUGUACGAAACAGCUUCAUAAAUCUCAUGUGAUGAAGUGGUAAACGAAAGCUGAAAAUAGGGGCCUACCUCCAAAAAUAGGGACAUUCUUUGCAGGAGUAAGUCAAGCCUGAAAAUAGGGACAGUUGAGAGGUCUGAAUCUUUGUUCCCUCAACAGAAUCACCUUUUUUUCCUUAUGUGGAAUUGGCCAGAGCAUGUUUAUUUUGUAAAGAUACCAAGCCUAAGUGAACUAGUCAAGGGCAAAGUGCACCAGAGACGUAGCUCCAACCCACAUGGAUUAGAAGCGUAAUGCACCAGAGCUCUGAAUAAAGGCCAAGUUGUUUAGGAGCAGUUAGUACCAGAAACAUGGCCAGCGAUCACAUGGACCAGGAAUUGAAUGCAUCAAGGACCUGUCAGCAUUUGUUCAGAAUGUGGUGCACCCAGAAGUUAUUUGUGUUAGGAGCAGAGUACACCAGUGACCAGGCAUCAUGGUUUGAGAACAGUAUGUAUCAUAGACACUUGGUUCAGAAAGAAAGUGUCUCGGUGACCUGAGAGUAUGCUGAGAACUGACAGCAAGCUGCAGGGCUUGGAAGCAGAGUGCCCCACAAUAAUCAAUUACUACAAAUCUAAGGUUCUGUACUGUUUGUGAUGGCAUUUACAUUUUACAUUUGUUGACUGGGCUGGUCCAACUGGAUAUAUGUCCAUUUUCAGUGAAAAUGCUAUGCUAUGAAAUUUUUGUCCAUAGCAAAGAAUAAUUCAGAUGUAGUAGCAGUGAACCACAGCUACCAUUUAAAUGGUGACCUGAAAUAUAUUGUCAUGUGUUCGCUCCCAUAAUCAGUUUACUCCAAAUGACAAUCCAAACAUGGCAGUCACUGGUGCUUGAGAGAACAGUGUAAAAGGACAACAGUAGAAGUGCAAACCUUGUAUUUUACCUUAUAGGCCCCCCCCAAUAAAUGCACAAGAACAUCCACAUGUGCUGGCACACACAUCUGGUUAUCCUGACAAGGGAUUCAUUAAAGUGGAUGCUAUAUAGUACUGGAACCAAGUAUAACAGGGCAUUUGUGUAACUAACAACCUAAAAGUGUGCUCCAAACUGUCAUUUAAAUGCAAAUUUGCUGACUGAAAAAAACUUGUGAUCUGUUUAGUUCAUCUAAAUGUAGCGGCCUGGUUUGUGGUUCUUCCUUUCCCUUCCCUCCUUCCCUCUUCCAUCUCUUGACCUGCACUGUACAGUUGCUUGCGGCACUGCAUUCUGGACCUCUUUCCAUCCGUGAAAUAUUUGUCUGUCAUAGCCUUGACCAUUUCAGAUACUGUUUGUUUGCCCCUCUGGACAUCCUUCUGAAUUUCAUGUUAUUUACUUGUCCCGUGGUAAUGUAACGUGCCUAGAGAUUGUCCAGCAGUUUACUUUCAACUAGUGUAUACUUGCCAAACACUCCCUUGAGUUUUUCCUUAAACUUGCUUUCAUCUCUGUCACCAUUUUGGUAGCCACACACAAAACUAGCUUCACUGACUCAUUAUAAUUUUUAGUAAUAUGCAGUAUUCCAGGUUUUGCCUGGGCAGUAUGAUGUGCAGUGGGUAGUCAGUGUCCACUACAGCUGACUGAAGUUAUUUAGUGAAAAUAGAUCCAGAGAAUCCUAUCUGGGAAAUUUUCUCAGCAGUAAAAGCCUGUGGUGUGUGUGUGUGUGUGUGUGUUUACUAUCAUAAAGUCGAUUUUAAGGCAUCCGAAUUACAAUUUAUCAAGAUUACCUGUUUAUCGACUUCUAAUGUCGAAAUACAAAUAGCCGACAGUGUAAAUGCUGAAUUGUAAUGGUAAUUCGGCUAAAGACAAUUCGAUAAUCAGCAGGCGAUGAAAUAGCAAGUCACACAUUUGCUGACAUCAGUGUAAGCAUUUUGAAUUACUGGAGAGCAAGGUAACAUGUUUACAGGGAAGGAGAUAGCAGGACCAACACUAGCACAGUAGGAGUAUUUCUUCUAGCCAUGCAGAGUUCAUCGCAGGUACAGUACCAUAACGGACAGUUGAUACUUGAAAUUAUAUGUCCAUCAGAAUGGUUGGAAAUGCCGUGCUAACGAGAAGAAAAUACCUUACUCAUUCCUAAACAGUUUAAUCUCAGAAAUCUGUAGCAUUGACGUUUUAUGUUGAUCAAUAUUUGCACCAGUAACAUGCGGGUACAGUAAAUACCCCACGAGUGCUGCUGUACCUGGUAUUUCUAGGUAGAAUACAUGAGUGUAGUUGCUAUGGAAGUCAGACGUGCACAGAGUUAUAUCUGUUGUAUAAGAAUAUUGCACAUUAUCUUCUGUUUGGAAUGCUGUAUUAUAUGUUAUGGAGAUAAGACUGUGAAUUACAGUACGCACUGUAUGUGUUCUUUUGACAGGUUACUGAACUAGAUACUGAGAGUGCUGGCCCAGGAAGAUUACAUGUUAUAUACAAUAUUGUCAUUUCACAAAAAGUAAGGAGAAUGCUGGUGGUUGAAGGCUAUGUGCACUACUUAAAGAAAGCGGCUGGUGAUAGGAAAUAUUGGUGUUGUACCCUAAAGCAAAAGGAGAAGUGUAAGGGCAGAUGUAUUACUGUGGGGGGUAGUGUAAGGGCAGAUGUAUUACUGUGGGGGGUAGUGAAGGUGAAGGUUUGCAGAGAACCACUCCACACUUCCAUGCACCUGACCCUGUUAAGCCUGACUGUCUUACUGUUAAAGCAACAAUAAAAAGGAGAGUUGAGCAAACCACAGAGGAUCCUUGCAGGGUUGUUUCAGAAGUACUGGCUACUACAUCAACAGAUGUCACGGUUGAUUUACCAAAUACCACUGCACUAAAGCAGAUUGUUGUUAGAGCAAAAAACAAAGGCAAAGUAGCUGCGUUUAAGAAUUUUACUAAUUUAAGGAAUUUAACAGCUGACAUGUUACCUAUUAAGAUUGGUAGUUUUGUCAUUACACAUGACGGGGAUGAGGGGCAGCGUCACCGUAUAGUUGUUAUAACAACAGUCAGUAACAUGAAGAUAAUGUGUAAUGCAGAGUUUAUCAUGGCUGAUGGCACUUUUCCCAUUAGUACAGUGGAUUGUAAGCAAAUAUACAGUAUACAUUGCCCUCUGUCAGAAGGUGAACAUAGGAAAAUCAUUCCUGUGGUGUAUGCGUUACUGUCUACGAAGAGUGAGAUUUGUUAUGACUACUUCUGGAGAAAUGUCAUACGUUUGAGUGGUGAGAAUAGUGUGACACUAGCACCACAUAUGAUUCUGAGUGACUUUGAAAAAGGAGCUGUGAAUGCCAUUACACAACACUUUCCAAACUCAGCAGCCAAGCGAUGCUGGUUUCAUUUCUGCCAAGUCAUAUGGCGGCAAAUACAAAAACUACACUUAGCUGCUCAGUUUGGGCAGAGUAGGUCAUUCUCACUCCUUUGUAAGGAAAUACCAGCCUUAGCAUUUCUAAAGCCAGAGGAUGUUUUUCCAACAUUUGAAAGUGUUGAGCGUGACAUGCCUGAUAGUGCCCAGCCAUUAUAUACAUUUUUCAAAGAGAAUUAUUUAUUAAGUAAACCUAGGAGGUACAGGAUGCAUGGAUGCACAUUUGAAAGGAUCCCACCACUGUUUGACUUGGUAUUUUGGAAUCAUUAUGAUACCUGCACAGAAGGCUUCCCUAGAUCCCAGAUUGCAGUAGAAGGCUGGCAUCGUCAUCUCCAUAGCCUGCUAGCUAGAAAGAAAUUGUACAUUGUGGACAUUUUACAUGCUAUUCAGUUGGCACAAAGUCAUGUUGUGGACCUGGUUUCAAGGUUAUUACUAUCUGCACCUCCAUCGCCAAAAAGGAGGCAUGUAUUGGACGGGGAGAAUGCUUUCAGGAGACUCUUGGCAGAAAGGGACACUUUCACAUGUAGAGGUUUCACUGGAUUAGUUGCAAAACACUGUUCAUUCUAAUCCCUGCUUACAAAUACUAACUGAGAUACUUGCAAUAUACACAUGUCCCACACCGGUGGAUAAAACACAUUAUAUUAAGGCCCAUAAGGUAUGCCUCACAAUUAGGAUGGUUUUCACUAGUUAUGGUUAUUUUCACAGUGUGUUUAAACAAAAAAGUAACCUUGGAGUGCAACCAGUACUGUCUACACUAAUGUUACAAUGCUUGUAUUCAGCUGUAAAUACGGUUAGAUGGACUGCUAAGCAUCGUGAGACUGCACACAGCAGUUAGUCUUCAGAAAUACAUGUUUAUAGGAAGUUUAAUGCAUGGAGAGUCUUUGUUGCAAGGAGGGGGGACGUAGAGACACAGUCUGAGGUCGAAAAUGUCAAUUUCGACAUUUACUCUACUUCUGAUUGACAUUUUAAAAAAUGACAUUCCGGUUCGCGUUUAUGCCGUUAUGCCUUUGUACGGCUCGAUUAAAUGAUAGUAAACCAUGUGUGUGUGUGUGUGUGUGUGUGUGUGUGUGUGUGUGUGUGUGUGUGUGUGUGUGUGUGUGUGUGUGUGUGUGAGAGAGAGAGAGAUAGAAAAGAGUUGUUGAGGCUGUAACACCUUCACAUAAUUUUUAUUUCAUGGAAAAAUGUUUUUUGAUUAUCCAUGGCAUUUGACAGACUGGAUUUACUGAGUAUCUGUCUGAAUUUUUCUGUAGACAUUAACACCUCUCGAGUGAUCUUCCUGAGGUGUCUUGUCUCAACAUUCUGUUGACUUUAUCUAGACUAUUUUUCAUGAUUUGUCACACAUAUAAUAUUGAGAUUAAUUUCCUUACAUACUUGUUGAGGAUUUCUGCUUGUGCUGUGUAUGGCUUCCCUUUUAAUUUCAAGUUUAGAAUGCAUUACUUUGCACGUUUUUGUGAAUUCACAGACAGCUGCUUGUCUGUCCAUGUUGGAAUGCUUUAAGAGGUCUUAUUGGGGACUGACUUCACUAGCUGCAGCAGCAGUCCUCAGAUGACUUACAGGUUUCAUCCAAACUACAAGAUCCUGUGCAGAAUGUCUAUUUAUUCAAGUACUUAAGCAAAUAGUUUAAUCCAUUUCACUCUUUUAACAUCUAUAUAAACUAUUUGGUGACCAGUAUUAACAAAUAUUUGGGUACCUGCAGAGGUACACAUAGGCUAACACAUUGUAGUUAAUUAGAGAUCCUCUUCUGACUCCUUCAGGACAUGCAGAAUACCUUACCAAUUGGAAAAGUUAACAACUGAGCAAGAAUGUUUAUCUGCACAAAACUGGUAAACAAGUUCCUGACUUUGUAAAAGCCAAUACACUUGACCAAAUUGUCCUCAUACCCAUAGUGGUGUUAAUCUUCCUGAUCUUGUAUUCAAAAACAUUUCUGCAAGUUGCACCACCCAGCUUGUUACCCCCACCCUAAUCAAAUAUGACCAUCUUACUGUGGUCAUCUAUAUGAAAACCUAUUUUGUUUCCCCCUUAUAAGUUCUCCACACUCAGGGAAUACUCCAAAACAUUUUUUUCCUUAUUUACUGAUAUCUUAUUGAUAAUCACAAAUUAUAUAAUAGCUGCCCAGCAAAUCUUGCUACAGGGGUUUCUGCUUCCUCUGAAUUUUACUUACUCUUGAUAGAUGCAUCGAGUCAUCUGUACCAGUCUAAUCAAAGUGUAAUAGCAAUAUUAAAACUAAACACAUAUGGGAGAACUACCACACCAAGACAGUCUGUAAUAAGAAAAAGAUCAGCUAUCACUAGAAGAUGUCCUCUUCAUCAUCAUAAAAGGUAUUCAAAAUUGGUACGGAAGUUUCUAAAAUUUUACUUUUAAGAAAUGUAAGUCCAGCUGUGAACUUAGGGUUGCAACUAUUUCAAGACAAUCAUAAGACCUUCUUUAGCUCUAUUAGGAAUCUUAGAAGUAACCAACAAUGCGGUACUGAAUUGACCUCCACUGGUUUCUCCUUCUCCGACCCCAGAGGCAUUGUUAAUAUUCUUGCAGACAAAUUCUCUUCCAAUUUUGUUUCACCCACCCUCCCCUUCUGUUUACUUUGUCCCACCUCACACCCCCUCUUGAGAUCAAUUUAAAGCAAGUCCUUUUGCCACUUUCCAAAAAUUAAAAACACAACCACUAUGGGUCCUAGUAAUAUCCUUGGAUAUCUGCUGAGAAGCAUAAAUUCCACCCUAGCAGAAUGCAUCCAAAAAUUCUUCUGCUUCAGUUUCUGCUGCUUAUGUCUGUGAGGUGCGGAGAAUGGCAGUUGCAAUGCCCUUGCAUAAAGGUGGUCCCUCUACUGACCCUGGAAAUUACAGGACAAUUAGUCUCAGUAGUAUUAUUUGCAAGGCUAAUUCAAGUGUUACAGCUAAAGUAAUAAACAAUUAUAUAAGUGACCUUGUAUCAGUAGAUUCACACUAAUUCAACAUUGUAAAGGCAGAACAUGCCUGGGCUACUGAGGCCACAGAUCAGGAACAUACAGUCCAAGCUGCUUUCCUGGAUCUUGCCAGAGCCUUCAACACUAUUCCCCAUAGUGGGAUUAUUGCAAACUAUCCCAUCUCAACAUUUGCCCAUAUGUAGUUUGCUGGAUUGGAAAUUGGCUGUCUGACAGAACCCAUACUAUGAAGGUCAGGAAUAUUUACUUAAGAUUGAAAAUAUUCACAAGUGGUGUCCUACAGACUCUGUUCUAGGCCCAUUUUCUCUGCUGUAUCAUUCCUUGACAUAAAAGAAAGUGUCAAGGCACUAUGGCUAACCAGGUUUACUGAUGACUACAAACUGUAAGUGGUUAUAAAAUUGUGCUACUUAAAUUCUCUGGCAAAGACUUUACCAAACAAAUGUCUAAUGAAUUAAUAAUGAGUCUGCCGUCAAUACCAAGAAGUGCAGCAUUGUUUCCUUUGGUAAAUCUAGCAUCACUACUGCUUAUCAUAUAGCUAACAUUCCACUUAAAUUUGACACAGUCCUCAGGGACUUGGAGACAUAUGUUGUUAACGGACUCUCCUUAGACCACCACAUCUCUGUUGUAGUUAGAAAAUCCUUUUACCUUGUACAACUUAUCCCUCCUGGUUAUCUACUCAAGGUCCAUAGAAGUUGUAGUCCCACUUUAUUCAUCCCUUAUUGGGCCUGUCAUUGAAUGUAAUGCACCUUAUGGCUUGUACUUCACACCUAAACCAGCUUGAGAGACCUCAGUAUUUUCUCCAUAAAAAGAUCUCUGGUCUCAGUACCCUUAAUUACUCUGAUAGACUAAAAGUCCUGUCUAUCUACGUAGUGUCAUACAGACUCCGUGUAGCAUUCAGUGCUAUAAAUAAACCAUCACUCUGAACUUUACCUAGACAAAACCAGUGGUAAAGCCAAUAGCUGUUUUAGAGACACAGACCUGUACAACCACAUCAGCACCACCAGAUGGCAAGACAGAUGCCUAACUCGGUGUAUUCCCCAUGUGUAGAAUAGACUGCACUUAGCUGAUUAAUUCCCUAGCCAACUUUAAAACCAGUCUGGAUGACUUCAUGGCUGAUUUUUCACUGAGGACAUAUGAAGAAAGUAUGUUUGUUUAAUGGGGAACACUUGUAGUCUCCUGCCUGUAUUGGGUGAUGUGGCUGAGGUUUUCCAAUGGUCUCCAUGGCCAUAAUCUUAGUAAGAGCCUAUGAACUACUUCUCUUCAACCUAAAACAGCCUAUACCAAAGCAUUUUUUGUCCUGAACAUAAAUGUAUGCAUUUCCUUGUAGCUUUCUUCUUUACUGCUAAUACUAACUUUACAGAUUCAACGUAAUAGAAUAUUCACAUUUGUAAUGUCAUCCAUAUCUCUACACUACUGCAUGACCAUGAGUUGAGCAAAUUAACUACUUUCUCUUAGGACAAUGUUUUUCUUUCAACAGCACACUCCUUUUCAUGGACUUCUGCCCACCUGUGGUUAAUAGACUAAUUUGGGCACAAAAAGUGGCAUGCCUCAGUUACCCAGAGUUUACAGCUGAAGCACUGCAACCCUGCUCAUGAGCCUAAGAGAUGUCUUGUUCAAAGGGCAUUCUCUCUCUGUCUUGUGUCCUAAACUUUGAAAUGCCCUAAUUUGUGAAUAAAUUGCUGUGACCAAACUGACUUUUGCAUAGAUUUCAGAGCCCACUUUUUCACACUAGCUGUGAAUGUCAUUCCUUUACACGGAGUACUACAUGUUACCUAGUAACUCACAAAAUAGUACAGCUGUUCACAAUAAUGGCAGUUGUGUCCCCUUCACUAUCCUUUUAAUUAAUCCUUAUGUGUUGGUAUUGAACCUGGUAAGGUAGCUUCUAAUAUGAGAUGGAUAACACAAUCCAUCAUAUCUCUGUUCCUGUCAUGCAGUAACUCAGAAGCUGCCUGUUACAUGUAAUGUAGCGCAGCAAUUUGAAACAAUUUUAUUGAUUUAUUUAUUUGCAGAAGGCAUGUCUUCCUAUACCUCUCACAUCCCUUAAUAUCAAAUAUUAAGUCUUUUACACUUUGACAACCAAGAUUUCCUGACUUUGGAUUUUCUAGUUUUUUUUGAUGGACUAAAUUUCUGAAGAAAACAAGACCCUGUUUUGAAUCAAGCCAAGAUUAAAGAUGAAUACAGCAAGGAGACAGAGAUGAAGCACUGUCCCCCACUCAGCAAAACAGAAUAUCCAUUCUGAGGAGAUGUGCAGGAAAUGUGCUGUAUUUUCUGGUAAAAAAAUGCUUCGGGCAAUUAAAAAAAGCCACCAGAAAUAAAAGAAUCUUUAUCUCUAAUGAUUUCAAGUCACAUUUUAAUGAGUGGAAUUGCGAUUAAAAAAACACUUGGCAUUUUCCCUACCCAGCCUUUCAUCUAAAGCUUUGGAAUAAGCAUUGCCAUUGAACACCAGAAGAGUAAUAUUUCAUUUAAUUCAUGUGCACAUCAGAAAAAGGGUCACUUGUGGAUCAAGCCACUGCCAAAGAUCCAGACACAUAUUAUCAUUUAAUUUGUUCAUUUACUACCUAGAUGAAGGAAUUGCAAUUAGCAGGAAUUUGGGUGAAGCUAUCCCACCCCUUCCCUUGCAUUCUGCCUUGUCCAUUUAUGUUCUAUUGACUAUAAUGAUGUCCGUGAUUGCUUGGGAAAAAAAUCUAGAGAGUUUUGAAAGUCGUUAUGGGAAAUUUUACACCUACCCCAUUUCUUUCUGUAUCAUUUAUGCACCAGACACCAAAGUGUUGUUAGUAGCCACCCUAGACAGUUUAAAGAAACACAUACUUCAUCCUUUUCUUUUAUCAAUAAACAAUUAUAUAUUUUUAUCAUCAAGCAUUGAUAAUAGAUAAAAUGUAGCCACUGCCCACAUUGGUUGCUCAGGAAAGAUCUUGACCAUUGCAAACAAUUUUGUUAGUGCUUUCUUUGUUUUUUGCACAAGACACUAGUGUGCAAAUACAUGUUUUUAGCUGAUUUUUUGCUCUUGAGCUAGUGUGUGGUUUCAUUUAACUUGUAUGUACUGCUGGUGGGUUUCAGUCAGACAUGGUGAACACAGAACAGACAAGUCAUCUCUGGAAUACAAGUUCUGAUUUUUUGUUCCCUUCACCCUCCACAGGUUAUAAACCCUGCUGCCUGCACAUUUCCUUCAGUUAUCCACUGAACUCUAUUAUUCUUUCUUGCUUUUGACAGUGGCAGCACAUUUGGAAAGGCUAGUGACCUUCCCACAUAUACUCCAGCAGAAUGAAUGCCUGUUUCCUCAACUACAUAUGAUGCUGUGUUAUUUUUAUUUAUUUAUUUACCAGGCUAGACCCACUAAGCCAGUGUUCUCUUUUCAGGGGAGACCCAAGGUAGUUGGAAUGUAAACUUUGGCCAGGGCAGCGGGGACCUUCGUAUUCUUUUUUCUAUAAGUGCCAUGGGAUCUUUUACAUCUCCCUGAUCUACUACCAACUCAGGCAGAUGGGAUGUUGGCUUAAUGUCCCAGCUGAAGGACAAUGGACUCAGAAGAGCAGCCCUUCCUCUUUUGCUGCACUGCAAUGUCAAUACUGGAAAAUGAAUCCACACACUGGUGGGGGAAUAGAACCUACAUACUUCUGAUCUUCCAGCGCCAAAGGUGAAUGUGCUACCUGUUGAACUACUGAAACUACUAAUCUAAUAGACAGUCAUCCACUUACACCUGUCUAGCAUAUAUACACUGACCUUGUAUUACAACAGGAGUGGGGUGGUUUCUGAUCAUUAUAGUGCAGACCACUAUGCCAAAAGACCCCAAACUUUACAGAACGCUCAAAAUAAAUACAGGAAUUGUUUUUUUUUUUUUUUAUUUGAGUCUAGUAUGGAGGAGUAGUUUUUAAGAAACACUGCACUGUAUAUCUGAAGAUGAUAUUGAAUGUUGGUAAGUUCUCAUCAAUGUACCGUCUCACUAUGUGCAAUUUUCUUUAUAGAACCUUCUCUGUACUGUGUAUUCCUGAGGAAGUUGUAGAGUGUCUUGUUCUCCCACAUAGGUGAAAAACAGCUUUUUUCAUUUUCUGGUUUUCCAUUUUCAUGAUUCUUGCGUUUAUUUUCUUCACUGGACUGAUUACUUAGUAAAGGCAUAUUCAUGUGAUGACAUGUGCAUUUGUUUUACACAGAUGUUCCAAAUCUAUUAUGUCCAUCACAAAUUGGGACUGAUGUAUGGUAGUAAUAGCAGAAAUGUUAUGUUGAUGUUAGGGGGCAAAAUAUAGUAGUAUUUAUAAAACCAUGUGUGUCCUUUAACAGUUUAAAUGCAGAGCCUAAGAGAUGUCUUGUUAGUAACUACUGACAUGUAGGAGAAAUUUCUGUGUUUUCCAUGCCCACUAACCAUUAUUUGGAAAAUAGCCCCACAGAACCUCUGAAGAAUUCAAAGUUUAUUUCUGACUGGAUGCCAGGACACCCAUGUACUGUUUUCAGUGGAUGGCAGGGAGUUAUUCAGAGGUUCAUCAUGUGCAAGUGGAGAUAAACAGUCAAAAUUAAGUCUGUGGGAUGUUUGAAUUAUUUACUUGUAUUUGUUAACCAGGUAGAGUCACAUGGACCUUUUCCAGAGAACCUGGGAGCAUUUUCUGGUUAAGUGACUUGGUCAGAAUCACACAGUUGGCAAAUGGAGGCUCAGGGAAUCAAACUCUGGUCUACAGCUUGCAGGGUAGAAAUAGGCAGUUACUUAUUUUCCACUACUAACCCACAGAUAGCAAUCCCAUUCUGAGAAAAUCCAUGUCUGACAGAAUGCUGAUUGUCUCUCACUUUGCAUCUUAUUGCGAUGGAUGCAGGCAUUUAACAACUUUAAUCAGAUGGACACAUAGAACAGAGUGGUAUUUGGCAUUUCAUUCACCUGUUAGUGAAGUGAGACGUGGUUUGAAAUUUUACACAUAAUAACUGUUUUUCUCUCAUGUGAUACAUAGCCCAUUCUGUAUCCUGACCUGUACAUUAUAUUUCAAAGUAUACUGUAUUAUAUGUACAAGUGUUAUGUUUAGCAAAUGUGUGUAAUAUUGCCUAUGUGUCACAAAUAUAUGAGUUAAAUAUUUUUAUUUAUAAAACUAGGUAAUGAAAGUAUGAGAAAACUGUAAAAGAAGGACAGUAAGUUUACUGGUAUUUUCCAUGAUGAAGAAGAGCUCAAAAAUGGUAUUGAAUUAUGUUUUGUUGCCUUUUAAACAGAGCUGCUAUUCAUUCCUGUUUACUUUGAUCCAAGUUAUGUUCAUAUAAUUGCUUUGCGAUAUAUAUAUAUAUAUAUAUAUAUAUAUCUCAAAAUGUGUGCAUAUCCGUGUGUGUGUGUGGCUGUAUGAAUGUAACACUAUUCCCAAACACUAACCAUGUGCUGUGAGCACUGCCCUUUUGACACUUCUGUGCUAUUUGUUAAAUAAUUAUAACAUUUUUAUUUUCUACAUUGGAUUGCAGUCAAGCAUCACAUUUCUAUUCUCCUCUUUCAUUUUGGUUGGACAAUAUAAAACUUGAACAUUGCAAGAUUACAGACUCCAGGUAUACAAACAGAAUAUGAAACUAUCUAAAUAAUAUCUCUGCAGAUUACCCCCUGUAGGUUCUCAAGUAUAGACUUUCAAGCUGUGAUACAUAUAAGUGCCAUUCCUAAAAUUAUGGAAAGGUAAUAAUAAACUGCAUGUCGCAUUAUUGUUCUGCUGGCUACAGCUAUGCAAAACAAAAUCUAUAGAGGCACGGAACAGUAGCCUACAGUGAAGUAAAAUCUUUUGUUUGACCCAGAGAAUAUAAUUUUGCCUUGUAUACAGAAAUAAGGUCCUUGUAUGCCAUGAAGGGUUUCCUACUAAAAAUGCUCAAGGAUAAAUAAAUGGUGCAGAUCACUGCAGAGGGUACAGCCAGGAUGUAAAUGCCUGAAAAUAAAAUGAAUUAUAUUCUCUUGGUCAUGAUUACUCAGCAGUAUACUCCAUGUACCUUCUGAACUAUUUCUUGCUGAAAUAAUGAGGUUACUGUUACAAAGUAAAGCAGGUGAUUCUAGAUGUAUUUCCUCAAAUAUAAGGUUACAUAAACACACAAUUCCUUCUAAUCCCUGCUGUGUACUCCUACUUCAUCCUUUCUAAUGCUCACACUUCUCCUGUUAUUGUAACUACAUACCCAUACAAAUUCUGCACCUCACCAACGCAGUCACAUGUUGCAUGAACAUGCUAAGGAUUUUUCUUGCCUACAUUUAUGCACAGAAAGACUUAUGGGUGUAGGUCUCACAGCAUAUUUUUCUAGCCAUCCCAAGCAUAAGUAGGACGUCUUUGUGACCUAAAGCAUUGUUUCCUAAUCACACCUAUGCAGACGCAAUGUCUGCAGGCAGAAAAGCAUAUUUUCUUGUGUUACACUUAUGAUGACUACUGAGUCCAGAGCAUAUCUUCUUAGCUGCACCUGUAUGGACAAGGGAUGGCUUUAGGCACCGUUAUGUUUCUCUGUAUGUGCAGUUAUAGAGCUGCAUGACAACUGUUUGGACACAAGCAUGUCCCUGUACAGAAUUGUGAUGGAUAAAAGCCACAGGAUGCUUCUAACUACCUGCUAUAUGCAUGAUAACUGUAGCGCAUACUCAUAGUUGCACAGUUUAAACCUUGUAAUGGUUGAAAGUCCCAUAGCAUGUUCUUCAGGCAAACACAACAUCAACAGUUCUUGUGGGUUAGGAGAAAGAGCCAUAACCUGUACACUUCUGGUUAUGUAUUCUUUACUUUUCCAACACAGCUACACCUACAUGUGCUUUCUCUGCUCUGUUUAUAGCUAUGUGGUGCAUAGGCCUAUUCUUAAAGCUCUGUUCUUGGAUUUGGACAGUUUUAGUUUUGGCCUAAAAGGCCUGUGUUCUGCAUGCAGCUGUUUGUUAAUGAUAACUGUAUGUACAUUGUAUAAAGUAACUCCCAAAUUACAUUCCUUAGGAUCCCCCUAAAAAGAAAAAUGUUUUUUUUUAAAUGAUUGAAUGAAAAAAAAAACAGCUCUAGAAUUGUAGUUCUAUGGCAACCUUAUAUUCAGAUUAAUGUGUACAAAGACAUGAUAUGUUCAUAACUAAGACACUCUGUGAACAUUUUUAAUAGCACUGUAAAUAAAAAUGUGAACUCUU